This is a messenger RNA of Oppiella nova, 390 nucleotides long. The record is from the annotation of a GenBank genome assembly. Lineage: Eukaryota; Metazoa; Arthropoda; Arachnida; Sarcoptiformes; Oppiidae.
AUGCCUUAUGUGUUGGUUUCCACACAAAUCCGUUUGGAAUGUGGGCCCACUAUAGUGGGUGACACCACAAGUGACCCACAACUCAUGCAAUACUUGAAUGCAGAGAAGUCCACUCCAAUCGGAAACAAAUUUGAUGAGUGGAAAACUGAAGACAGUCCGCGAGUCGUUUUAGACAAACUCGAAGCCAUCGGAUAUGUAGUGAUCGCUAUGACAGGUGUGGGACAGACUUGCUGUUGGACUCUCCACAAGUCUAACAGCACUUCCAGUCAACCACUGCCUCUCAUAUAAGUUAUAUGAUAUAACCGACAUUUGUUUUACUAGUACAUAAAUUGCAAUUUGCUAUCACUAAUUGCAUAUAAGCUUGGUAUUUGCAUUUAUUUAUCAGAUACG